Messenger RNA from Meloidogyne enterolobii, 381 nucleotides. NCBI's taxonomy places the organism in Eukaryota, Metazoa, Nematoda, Chromadorea, Rhabditida, Meloidogynidae. The record is from the annotation of a GenBank genome assembly.
AUGGGGUUGGCUAUUUCACUCGUUUCUUCAUUUCCUGAGAAAGUUUGGUAUCAUCAAUGUAAGAGCAGAGGAGCUAAUUGCUCUAAUACUCGACUUGUAACACAAGGAGGUUGUGCAAAAUGGUUUGACGAGAUUAACUAUUUGGGCGAAAUCGAAGAACAUUUGGGUGUUACAAUUAAUCGAGUGGGUCCAGAUAUGGCUGUUCCAAUUGAUGAAUAUGAUGGAAAAGUUGUAUAUGGUGCUAAGAGAACAAAUGAAGGUGGUCCACAAUUUGGUCACGCAGUGGAGCUAAAAGGCAUUUUGGGCGAGUUGGGAAAUUUGGAACGAGAAGUCCAAUGGUCUUAUUUAAAAUUGUUAAAAUCAUCUGAAUUUGUAAAGUAA